AUGACAGGUAUCCGUGGCCUUAUGUUAGCUGUGAUGCUGAGUGCACUCAUGAGCUCCUUGACGUCGAUCUUCAACAGCGGCUCGACGAUCUUCACCAUGGAUAUCUGGAGGUUUCUCCGGAGGUUUCCUUCUGACCAGGAGAUGACUAAAUUGAGCCGAAAACAGAACAAGAAAUAUGAGCUUGAGCUCAUGAUAGUUGGACGGGUGUUUGUCAUUAUUCUGGUUGGUAUUAGUGUGCUCUGGGUUCCUAUUGUGAUGAGCGGAGAAGGGGGACAGCUCUUUCAUUACAUCCAGCAAAUCACUGCUUAUCUUGCUCCAUCAAUUGCUGGUCUUUUCACUGUUGCGUUGCUAUGGGAACGGAUCAACGAAACCGGCGCCUUCUGGGGGUUAACCGGUGCCUUCAUCAUUGGUAUGAUACGCAUGGUGCUGGACUUUGUGUACCCUUCCCCGGGAUGCGGGGAAGAAGACCUUCGACCGUACGGCGCCAAACAUCUCCUCAUCCACUAUAUGUACUUUGCUCUUUUUCUCUACCUCUGGACGAUGUUGAGUGUCAUCAUUAUUAGCCUCUUCACAAAGCCUAUUCCAAAACAAUAUCUGUAUCGUUUGACAUUCUGGACGAGGUUCAGCAAAGCAGAGAGAUGGGACAUCAUGGCUUACCAGGCUGGGAAGGAAGUAAGAGAGGAAGGAGAGGAGAAGAAAGAGGGCGCUCUUUACCCCAACGAAAAGAAGUAUGAGCCCUUAAAUAUUCUUGAUGAUGCUGGACCAGAAAAUGGUGCUGAAGAUGAUACCAACUCACAAGGUCCGAACGACGAGGAAUCAUGGUGGCAUCGAUCGUUCAAUUGGUUCUGUGGUUUCUCAAAUCAAGAGAACAUCAGCGACUCACAGCUGAAAGCCAGGGAGACCACCCAGAUGGCUAAGGUUAUCCAACGCAAGAGAGAUAAAAUCAUUCUCAAUGUCCUCUGUGUCUUUGUUAUUCUAAUAGGCGUGGUUCUCUAUGGCAUUUAUGCAUAA
Lytechinus pictus (painted urchin) is the source of this 1011-nucleotide messenger RNA. Its product is annotated as sodium/glucose cotransporter 4-like. Gene Ontology annotation, molecular function: D-glucose:sodium symporter activity. Gene Ontology annotation, biological process: transmembrane transport. The record is from RefSeq and is a predicted model, not a curated record. The transcript is spliced from 6 exons. Gene Ontology annotation, cellular component: plasma membrane. Bases 1 to 1011 code for a protein of 336 amino acids. Lineage: Eukaryota; Metazoa; Echinodermata; Echinoidea; Temnopleuroida; Toxopneustidae.